AUGGAAACCCACACAAUCAAGUAUCGCAUCCUCUCUCAACUUGCAAAGAGGAUAUCCUCCCCCUGCCUUUUCAACCUUUUCCAGCCCAAAAAAAUGUUCGCCAAAUUUGCACAAGCCACAAAGCAACAGAAUAACAUUGACAUCGUAAGAUUCGGAACAAUAUCACAAGCCACAAAAAUGCAGCAACAGAGUAACAUUGACAUCGGAAGAUUCGGAACAAUAUCGUUCUCAGCAUCUGAUGACAGUGCUUUGAUGAAGCAAAUCCUGUCGACCCACUCCCCCCAUGGCCUUGAGGUUGAUGUCAAACCUAUUCUCCCUGUCAUCAAGGAUGUCCUGCAUCAAGCAAAUCUGAGCAUGGACAGUGUUAUAACUAGCGGUGCACGCGACCAAGCUGAUGCCUUAGUUAAGGAGAAGACCGCUGUGGCCGGAUUUGAUGGCAAGCUGAAAGAAGAUGCCUCCAUUAUAAACAAAAUUUCAUGCGAGUUAACGUGCAAGUGCUCUGGUGGAGAUGAUGCCCACUCAAUCGCAAUGACCAUAUUCAACAAUCUCUCAAACUACUCCUGGGAUGCAAAAAUGGUGAUCUCCCUGGCAGCCUUUGCUGCUAACUAUGGUGAAUUCUGGCUCAUGGCUCAGCUCAGCACAACCAAUCCCCUCGCCAAGUCGGUCUCCCUCCUCAAGCAAUUGUCAAACAUCAGAGGGCAUGCAAGCUCACUGAAAUCGCGUGUUGACCCCAUUAACAACCUUCUCCACAACGCCAUCUUGAAAGUGAUUGACUUUAUUUUUCAGUUCAAGGAGCUUCCCCCUCAGUACAUAUCGCAUGAGAGACCGCCGGCGCCUUUGGCUACUGCCAUGGCUCAUUUUCCAUCUGCUGCUUACUGGACCAUCCGAAGCAUUGUUGUUUGUUCCACUCAGACUACCAGCCUUUUAGGCAUGAGUAACGAGCAAAGCAAACCUACUGAAGCAUUGGAGUUAUCGAGCUUGGCUGAAAAGCUCGCCAACAUACAUAUUUGCCUUAGUUCACUACUACAAGAUUGCCAAGCGCACAUAGAUGAGAAUAAACGUUACAAGCGCUUUUGUCACCUGUUCGAGAUGGUCCAUAUUGAGGACAACAUGACGAUUCUUAAGGACUUGAUUUCCUUAAAGGAUGAUAAACAGCAAAAGCCACUCCUGGGAGGCUCUACCAAAAAAAGGGUAUUAUUCAUGAUCUCCUCUUCUCUCCACCUUCUUAUUUUUUCAUCAUUAGUUCACCAAAUUAGAAGGUUUUAUUAUGCUUAUAAUGGGUUGGCAUCGAGGAAGUACUCAAGAGAAAGACUGCAGUAUUGCUUAUAUCGGCCGGACCUUGAUCAUAUUGCGGAAGAAGAGCUUUUUGCCCUUAAGAGAACCUACGAUGAGGCAAAGACAAAGUCAGACCUUCAGUAUGAGAUCGUAUGGAUUCCUGUUGUCGACAGGUCAUCUGAUGAAGAAAUGAGUCGAAAGAAGUUUGAGCAGCUGCAGGCAAAGAUGUCGUGGUACACGGUGGCCGACCCUUGGUUGCUCGACCCAGCAUUCAUCAGGUACAUGAAGGAGGAGUGGCAUUUCUCGAAGAAGCUCAUUCUAGUGGCGUUGGAUCCACAGGGUAAGGUGGUCUGCAACAAUGCCCUCCAUAUGUUUAUGGUAUGGGGAAAUAUUGCAUACCCUUUCACUGUUGCCAAGGAAGAAUCACUCUGGAAGGAAGAGACCUGGAAACUUGAGCUACUGGUGGACGGCAACUACCCAGCCAUAUCAGAUUGGAUAUCACAAGGGAAACACAUUUGCUUGUACGGAGGAGCAGACCUUGAAUGGGUCCGGAAUUUUACUGCCGCAGCAAAAGAAUUUGCCAAGACUGCAGGCAUUACCUUGGAAAUGGUUUACGUCGGAAAGAGCAAGGCAAACGAACGAGUAAAAAAGAUCACCUCAACCAUCACAGCAGAAAAGUUCACUCACUGUUUGCCAUACCCGAUAUACAUCUCGUACUUCUGGACCCGAUUAGAGAGCAUGUGGUACUCCAGGACUCAACACGGCAAGACUGCCGAAAACGACAGGAUACUCCAGGAGGUGUCGGCAAUACUGAGCUUUGACGGAAGUGAACAAGGGUGGGCAGUAAUCAGCAAUGGAUCGACCGAGAUGGUGAGGGCCAACGGCGACACAAUUCUGAAAAUCAUUAAAGAGUUUAAGCUUUCGGCGGAGGAAACCAAGCAAAAGGGCUUUGUGCCGAUCCUCAAUGAGAACAUUGAGAAGUCGCGCAAGCUGCACCACUGCAACAAACUCCUCCUUCCAUGGACAAGUACUGGCAUACCGGAGAAGUUGCUGUGUGCAGAUUGUGCACGUCCCAUGGAGAAGUACUUCAUGUAUCGCUGCUGCACCGAUUGAUCGAGAGAUGCAUGCAAAGCCUUCUAGUACUAUAUAUAUCAUAUGCUUGCUUCUACCUGUAAGGAUCAUUGGGAAGUAAUGUUUGCUUUCUUCGGAAGUUUUAGUAAUGUGUACUAGUCUAAAUAACAAUCAGAAUGCUGCUGCUGUAGUAGUUCUGGUUAGGGUUGGCACUAGGGUCGACCUUGUUAAAAAAGUUGGAAGUGUGUUGUAACUUGUAUUCUUGUAAGAUUGUGAUGCUAAUAAUAUGUGAAACCUAUUUAUGACGCA
Messenger RNA from Rhododendron vialii, 2655 nucleotides. Its product is annotated as protein SIEVE ELEMENT OCCLUSION B-like. Lineage: Eukaryota; Viridiplantae; Streptophyta; Magnoliopsida; Ericales; Ericaceae. Gene Ontology annotation, biological process: phloem development. The coding region runs from base 1 to 2388 and encodes 795 amino acids. The transcript has 8 exons. The record is from RefSeq and is a predicted model, not a curated record.